Messenger RNA from Ictidomys tridecemlineatus (thirteen-lined ground squirrel), 3093 nucleotides. Lineage: Eukaryota; Metazoa; Chordata; Mammalia; Rodentia; Sciuridae. The record is from RefSeq and is a predicted model, not a curated record.
AGGGAGAACUGGUGGGCGGUCCUUCCUGUGACACGACCCUUGAGUGACAGUUCUAUUUGAUUGCCUCCAGUACUGUGAGGAAAGGACAAGACUCUAUGGUGAGGACUGAUGGACAUACAUUAUCUGAGAAAAGAAACUACCAGAAGAAUCCCAUCGUUUAUCAUGUUCUGGUUGGACUCCUUUCUUAUCGUUUGCUGGAGUUUGAACUUCAGAGCUAUGGUGUCAACCCUGCUGUAAUAUCUCAGGGGAGCUCCUAGUGUGGGGCUGGUGCCAUGGCUCACCCUCCAACCUUUCCUUCUUCACUUCAGCCUCCAGCUCUGAGCUUUCCAAUCCCCAGAGUAGCAAAUGUUGAAAGAAGUUGCACAGGCCACCGUGUUUUCUUGGAUGAGCCUUCCAGAAAUGUAUAAAAUAUUUCUGUAACCCUUGGAGAGGACUCUACCAGGAUACUUACCUACUCUCCAAAGUGACAAACAGCAUGUUUGGUGCUUCAAGAAAGAAGUUUGUAGAGGGGGUCGACAGUGACUACCAUGACGAAAACAUGUACUACAGCCAGUCUUCUAUGUUCCCACAUCGGUCAGAAAAAGAUAUGCUGGCAUCACCAUCUACAUCAGGUCAGCUGUCUCAGUUUGGGGCAAGUUUAUACGGGCAACAAAGUGCACUAGGCCUUCCAAUGAGGGGAAUGAGCAACAAUACCCCUCAGUUAAAUCGCAGCUUAUCACAAGGCACUCAGUUACCGAGCCACGUCACGCCAACAACAGGGGUACCAACAAUGUCACUUCACACGCCUCCAUCUCCAAGCAGGGGUAUUUUGCCUAUGAAUCCUAGGAAUAUGAUGAACCACUCCCAGGUUGGUCAGGGCAUUGGAAUUCCUAGCAGGACAAAUAGCAUGAGCAGUUCAGGGUUAGGUAGCCCCAACAGAAGCUCGCCAAGCAUAAUAUGUAUGCCAAAGCAGCAGCCUUCUCGACAGCCUUUUACUGUGAACAGUAUGUCUGGAUUUGGAAUGAACAGGAAUCAGGCAUUUGGAAUGAAUAACUCCUUAUCAAGUAACAUUUUUAAUGGAACAGAUGGAAGUGAAAAUGUGACAGGAUUGGACCUUUCAGAUUUUCCAGCAUUAGCAGACCGAAACAGAAGGGAAGGAAGUGGUAACCCAACUCCAUUAAUAAACCCCUUGGCUGGAAGAGCUCCAUAUGUUGGAAUGGUAACAAAACCAGCAAAUGAGCAAUCCCAGGACUUCUCAAUACACAAUGAAGAUUUUCCAGCAUUACCUGGUUCCAGCUAUAAAGAUCCAACCUCAAGUAAUGAUGACAGUAAAUCUAAUUUGAAUACAUCUGGCAAGCCAACUUCAAGUACAGAUGGACCCAAAUUCCCUGGAGAUAAAAGUUCAACAACACAAAAUAAUAAUCAGCAGAAAAAAGGGAUCCAGGUGUUACCUGAUGGUCGGGUUACUAACAUUCCUCAAGGAAUGGUGACGGACCAAUUUGGAAUGAUUGGCCUGUUAACAUUUAUCAGGGCAGCAGAGACAGACCCAGGAAUGGUACAUCUUGCUUUAGGAAGUGACUUAACAACAUUAGGCCUCAAUCUGAACUCUCCUGAAAAUCUCUACCCCAAAUUUGCAUCACCCUGGGCAUCUUCACCUUGUCGACCUCAAGACAUAGACUUCCAUGUUCCAUCUGAGUACUUAACGAACAUUCACAUUAGGGAUAAGCUGGCUGCAAUAAAACUUGGUCGAUAUGGAGAAGACCUUCUCUUCUAUCUCUAUUACAUGAAUGGAGGAGACGUAUUACAACUUUUAGCUGCAGUAGAGCUUUUUAAUCGUGAUUGGAGAUAUCACAAAGAAGAACGAGUAUGGAUUACCAGAGCACCAGGCAUGGAACCAACAAUGAAAACCAAUACAUAUGAGAGGGGAACAUAUUACUUCUUUGACUGUCUUAACUGGAGGAAAGUAGCUAAGGAGUUCCAUCUGGAAUAUGAUAAAUUAGAAGAACGGCCUCAUCUGCCAUCCACCUUCAACUACAACCCUGCUCAACAAGCCUUCUAAAAAGACUUCCCUUUUCUUGGGGUAUGGCUGUCUCAGCACAAUACUCAACAUAACUGCAGAACUGAUGUGGCUCAGGCACCCUGGUUGUAAUUCCUUGAGGAUCUGGCAAUUGGCUUACGCAAAGGGUCACCAUUUGAGGUCCUGCCUUACUAAUUAUGUGCUGCCCAACAACUAAAUUUGUAAUUUGUUUUUCUCUAGUUUGAGCAGGGUCUGAAUUUUUUCAUUUAUUUUCAUUUUUGCCAGCAGACAGACUUGGGUCUGUAAAGACAAGCAAGUACACUGACAGAAGUUUACCAUUUAGUUUCUUAUAUGUAAAAAAGAAAACCCACAAAAGACUCAACAAAAUUAGACCACAAAAUUUGCUUUGUUCAUUGUAGCACUAUUGGUAAUAAAAUAACAAAUGUUUGUGCAUUUUUAUGUGAAGAUCCUUCUCGUAUUUCAUUUGGAAAGAUGAGCAAGGUCUGCUUCCUUCAUUUUACUUCCCCUUCUGUUUUUGAAAGGCAGUUUCGCCAAGCUUAACGCAAGAAUAUCUGACUGUUUAAAAGAAUGAUAUUGCCACAAUCUCUGGAUGGUCUCCAGGGUUGUGUUAUUACUGAGCUUCAUCUUUCCAGAAUGAGCAAAACACUGUCCAGUCUUUGUUACGAUUUUGUAAUAAAUGUGUACAUUUUUUUUAAAUUUUUGGACAUCACAUGAAUAAAGGUAUGUAUGUACGAAUGUGUAUAUAUUAUAUAUAUGACAUCUAUUUUGGAAAAUGUUUGCCCUGCUGUACCUCAUUUUUAGGAGGUGUGCAUGGAUGCAAUAUAUGAAAAUGGGACAUUCUGGAACUGCUGGUCAGGGGACUUUGUCGCCCUGUGCACUAAAGGGCCAGAUUUUCAGCAGCCAAGGACAUCCAUACCCAAGUGAAUGUGAUGGGACUUAAAGAAGUGAACUGAGACAAUUCACUCUGGCUGUUUGAACAGCAGCGUUUCAUAGGAAGAGAAAAAAAGAUCAAUCUUGUAUUUUCUGACCACAUAAAGGCUUCUUCUCUUUGUAAUAAAGUAGAAAAGCUCUCCUCA